Messenger RNA from Uranotaenia lowii, 2625 nucleotides. Its product is annotated as nose resistant to fluoxetine protein 6-like. Lineage: Eukaryota; Metazoa; Arthropoda; Insecta; Diptera; Culicidae. The coding region runs from base 1 to 2625 and encodes 874 amino acids. The record is from RefSeq and is a predicted model, not a curated record. Gene Ontology annotation, molecular function: acyltransferase activity, transferring groups other than amino-acyl groups. The transcript is spliced from 12 exons.
AUGAGAAAAUUGACCCACAAUCUAAAAAAAUACCUGAAGGUGGGAUCAGCGGAUGACUACUACCGAAUGCCGAAACUGUUCCAGUAUGAUGACUACGAUGAAUGUUUCGCUAUUACCAAUGUAACUGACCCCGCCUACUGUGUCGUUCGAUCCGUCAUCAAACCGAACGGCGACUCAGAGCUUUGGUCCUUGAUUCAGGUAAUAUUGUGUCGCCAGUCCAGCGCUGUAAAAUCAGUUGAGCGACAAUGGAUUUUUCUCAGAGUAGAUCGUGGUUUGUGCGUUGAACGCUGCCAACGGUUGGUGUUCUCGCUUAGCGAUGACGAAUUAGAACAAUUGUACGUCAAGAAGUUCGAGAUUAACUUUCCUUAUAUUGUAGAUUUUGGAGCUUUCGGAAACAUUUCCAACGAUCGCGCCCGUUACGGAAGGUUGAUGAACAUCUGUGUCAACUAUCAACUGAACCGAACCUACGGUUUGAAAGCCUAUACGGAGAUUGAAUACUGUACUCGGCCGAUGCCCGUAGACAGUCCGCUGCUAAAUUGGUUCUAUGGUAUAACGCUGACGCUGAUUCUAUUGGUCAUUUCGUCUAGCAUUUAUGAUACAAUCAUCAAUGAAGAUCGUACCGAUACCCAUUACAUCAGCGAUCCACCUCAACAGACAAAAUUGCUUCUUACGUCCUUCUCCAUCAGGCGCAACUGGUGUCGGUUGACGAAACACUCCCAAAAUCAGCUCAGCGAUGAUUUCCGUUUCAUCCACGCCAUUCGGUUCUGCUCCAUGGUGCUGAUCUUCUUCGCCCACGGUGCAAACUGUGUGUUGCAACUGAACUUGAUGAACCCGAUAGAUCUGGAACGGAGCAAACACAGUUACGGAUUCAUCACUCACAUCAAUGGGGAUCUGUUAGUGCAAACGUUCUUCAUGAUCAGUGGACUGUUCCUGAGCCUACACUUCUUGGAGCAACACGGAAAAUCCAAGCGAAAGAUGAGCUGGUGGGUCGUUCCGGUCGUAACGCUGUAUCGGUACACUCGAUUGACUCCCGUAUACGCGUACGUCCUUUUGCUAUACUCAGUGUGGCAGCCCACCAUGUUCGAUGGACCACUGUGGCCUAGGGGGGUCAACACCGAUCAAUACUACUGCAAAGAAAACUGGUGGCUCAAUCUGUUAUACGUCAACAAUUACGUAAAACCUGAUCAACCGUGCAUUCAACAUACGUGGUUCCUAGCGUGUGAUUUUCAAUUGUACCUUUUCGGAAUUAUCGUUUUAGUAGCAAUCACGAAAUACCCAAAACUGCAAAAAUUGAUAUUCACGCUAGGGUCCCUGAUCGCUGUGAUAAGUCCAGCCUACGUUAUCUACACUGAAAAAUUGGACAGCAUAUUCCUCGAGCGUUUGCAGAUUGCACGGUUUUUCAACUUUUUCUCCAAGUUCUACAAGCUCGUCUACUUACCGUUCCACACUAAUAUGGUUGCCUUCUUCGGUGGAUUGAUCGUUGGAGUGCUCUAUAUCCGUUACCGGAAGGAUUACCCCAAAGGAAUCCGAGCUUGGCUUCUAUGGAACUUCAUCGUUCCGUUGUCCUACUUCUUGAUGAUUUCCACUCGGCCCCUAUACAACGACUAUCCGAAACCGUCCCUUUGGCUGGCUGCCCUUAAUCCACUGCUUCAGCUAACCUGGCUUGCGUUUGCCAUUUGUUUUUUCUACGGACUGCUGUACAACUUCUAUGGUCCAAUUAAACAGUUCCUCAACUACCAGGCCUUCAUUCCGCUGGGCCGGCUAAGCUACUGUGCCUACAUGGUUCACAUAUUUGUGCUGAAGUAUCUACUGUUCGGUUCCAAGAAUCCGAUUCACUCUGACGGCCCGAUGUUGUAUUCGACCCUAAUAUCAACGGUUGUCAUAGCCUACUCCAUUGCAUCGUUUUUAGCGCUAGCGGUAGAAUUUCCAGCGUCAGCCAUUCAGAAGUACAUGUUAGUGAAACAAAAUGAUGGAGUAUUAGACCGUAUCGAAGUAUGGGAGAAGUUGCUUAUCGAGAGGGUUACUCUCGUGAUGUGGAGCUACGCUGCGAUCAGUACGCUUGCCAGCAACUUCAGCAACGCAUCAGGGCCUGAUCAGACUCAUGCUGCUGAACGUUGCUCUUCGGCUUUUUGGAGCGUUGAAGCAGCGGAACGAAAAGCCAUGAAGCUGCAAGUCGAGAAAAUUAUUCUCGUGAUUGGUAGCUGCGCUGCGGUUAGCGUGCGCAAGCUUUUAUCCGACGGUUGGAAGAUGUUUCGGGUGCUUCGGAGGAGGUGGUUUCGGCGACGGUUAGUCGCUAGCGCAGUCAACCAGUUCUUGCUGCAGAUUCCAGCCGAGAGUGCAGAUUCUCGAAGUCAUCGCGAAAUGAAGGCUUUGAGAGGGAACGCGAAGAAAGUGGUAAGAGGUUGUUUAUCUUGGGUUACCAGAAAACAACGUUCGAGAAAGCAAUAUGCUUUUCGUUCGCGUGCUGGGGUUAUCAACCGGAAUCAACGAAUCAUCGGUUCCGGUGCCAGUCAGCGUAUGGCGCGAGACGAGAGCGACUACGAGAGUAGUGAUGACGAAGAUGACGAUGACGAUCAAGAUUCCGUUAAUCUAGCACCAACUCUGAGACGCAGUCAGCGAAUCUGA